CCACGAUCAGCAGCACCUGAGCAUCGAUAUCGCCCACGAUGCGGGUACCCCCAGGUUUCCCCGUGUCUGUUCUCGGGCUUGCGGCCCAGGUCCCCCUCCAAUCCUCCCUGAACACCACCAGCAUGGCUACCCCCAACUUCGCUUUCGCGGAGGGGGCGAACAUUUUCUCCCCAAAGGAUCUCGUCGGACUGCCGAGGGCUGGUACGGGUGUUGCAAACGCUGCGGGAGAUCUCGUGUUUGUUCCGGUGAGCCAGUAUUCGCUCAAGGACAAGAAGAACUCCAAGUCGAUCCAUGUUGCUGCAGUCGAGAGCACCAUCUUGCCGUUGGAGAUCCCGCUGACCAGCGGCGGAGAAGCCUUCUGGCUCGACGAUCGCACCCUCGCGCAUGCCGUAGCCGAGGGCUCCGACAAGGACAAAGUCAUCAGCCUCUAUGCCAUCUCUCUCAAGGUCGAGACAAGCAUCGCGACGCUCCCCGACUCUCCGAUCCUCAUUGGUAAAUUCCCUACGGAGACGGCCACCAACUUCCGCUACUCAGCCAAGGCCGGCAUACUCGUGUUUUCUGACUUGGUGCACGAAGACGGCGACUUGAAGAAGGUCAAAGAGAACGAUGAGGCUUGGGAGAACCGCGGUGACAACGCGUUCGUCUACGACGACACGUUCGCGCGUCAUUGGGACACUUGGGUUGGACCCAAACGGUCGUCUCUGUUCAGCGUCAAGUUGGGCAAGGGAUUCUCUGGAAAGUGGGCUCUCGGAGACGACUUCGUCAACCUGCUCAAAGGCACUGGUCAUCACGCGCCUGUCGAGCCCUUCGGCGGCACGGACGAUUUCGAUGUUUCUGACAGCCAAGUGAUCUACACCGCGAAGGACCCCAAGCUGCCGCCCGCGUGGCACACCAAGCAGAACAUCUACCUCGUGGAUAUAAACGGCAAAUCUGCGCCCAAGGAGCUCACCUCUGGCAAGCAGGGAGCUACGCACGCGCCGGUGUUCAACACUGCAGGCGACAAGGCCGCAUGGACUGAGCUCGAUCAAGAUGGCCACGAGUCCGACAGGGCGAAGCUGGUGCUCUACGACCUCAAGAAGGAGGUCCGGUUCACGAUCACCCAGGGCUGGGACCGCUCCGUCGGCUCGAUCGCGUUUGCCCACGACGACAAGACUAUCUUCAUCACUGCCGGCGACAUCGCGCGUGUCAAGAUCUUCUCCUUGCCCGUCCCCGACACGCCGUCAGCCAGCACGACCGACCCGAAGCUCCCCGCAAUCUACAGCAGCCCACGCGAGAUCACGUCGAGCGGUGCAGCUUCCGGCGUCCAGCCUCUUUCAAACGGCCGCCUGGUCUUCACUCGCUCAUCGAUGACGUCGCCGAAUGACGUUUUCGUGCUGCGAGAAUUGAACGAGAGCGGGAAGCCGAAGGUUGAUCAGCUCACGAACUUCGCGGCUGCUGGCUUGAAGGGCAAGAGCCUCGCCGCGGGGAAGGACUUCUUUUUCGAGGGUGCCGAGGGCAAGAAGAUCCACGGCUGGGUCAUCAAGCCCCCUGGCUUUAAGGAGGGCGAGAAGAAGAAGUGGCCGAUCCUGUUGGCGAUCCACGGUGGUCCUGAGGGUGCUUGGGAAGACCAGUGGUCGAACAGGUGGAACCUGAACAUCUUCGCGCAGCAGGGAUACUUCGUCGUUGCGAUCAACCCGACUGGCUCUACCUCGUUCGGUCAAGAGCUCACCAACGCCAUCAAGGAGGACUGGGGAGGCAAGCCGUUCGUCGAUUUGCAGAAGGGCUGGAAAUACGUCCUCGAUAACUUCCCCGAGGUCGACCCCGACCGCGCUGUUGCCGCCGGCGCCAGCUACGGCGGUUACGCGAUCAACUGGAUCCAGGGUCAUCCUGAGUUUGGUUUCAACUUCAAGGCUCUGGUUUGCCACGAUGGGGCCUUCGGCGCCCAGUACCACGGCUACUCCACCGACGAGCUCUUCUUCUUCAACUACGAAUGGGGAGGACGCCCGUGGGAGCCCCGCGCGCAGGAGGUCAUCAAAAAGUACGAUCCAAUCAACUUCGUGGACAAGUGGUCCACCCCGAUGCUGGUUAUCCACGGCAGCAAGGACUACCGCCUUCCUGAGACCGACGGUAUCGGCGCGUUCCACGCCCUGCAGCAGAUGGGUAUCCCGAGCCGUCUGGUCAUCUUCCCGGACGAGAACCACUGGGUCCUGAACCACCAGAACAGCUUGAAGUGGCACUACGAGGUGUUCCGUUGGCUCGGCAAGUACUCGAAGAGCGACUGAGGCGGCGAAUUCGAAGCGAAGCGUGCAGGGCCCAGCCCUCGUGUACAACACUGUCAAACCAUCUUGUUGCAGAUAUGUCAAUGUGACUGUUGUGUUGCGUGUGAUCCC
This is a messenger RNA of Trametes versicolor FP-101664 SS1, 2369 nucleotides long. Its product is annotated as alpha/beta-hydrolase. NCBI's taxonomy places the organism in Eukaryota, Fungi, Basidiomycota, Agaricomycetes, Polyporales, Polyporaceae. Gene Ontology annotation, biological process: proteolysis. The transcript is spliced from 16 exons. The record is from RefSeq and is a predicted model, not a curated record. Gene Ontology annotation, molecular function: serine-type endopeptidase activity. Bases 39 to 2261 code for a protein of 740 amino acids.